Molecule: messenger RNA, 1634 nt
Organism: Pneumocystis carinii B80
Lineage: Eukaryota; Fungi; Ascomycota; Pneumocystomycetes; Pneumocystales; Pneumocystaceae
Exons: 7
Coding region: 47-1588 (513 amino acids)
Biological process (GO): N-terminal peptidyl-glycine N-myristoylation
Cellular component (GO): cytoplasm
Molecular function (GO): glycylpeptide N-tetradecanoyltransferase activity
Source: RefSeq, a predicted model, not a curated record
AUACAUUUUUGGGAUAAUUAGUUUUUAUGGAAAAAAAAGGGCCAAAAUGGAAAAAAAUCAAUCAAAUAACGAAACAUCUAAGGAAACACCAUGUUAUAAAGAACAAUGUGCAAUACAGAAGAAAAAAAAAUGCAAAAAUUUUCAAUAUUUAUGGAAUACAGAUAAUAAUUUUUUUAAUACGUCUAAUGAGCAAAAUUCGUCUAAAAGUUCAGUAAAAUCACAACAAAAUUGUCAUAAUAAUACAGAAGAACUGACUAUUUCUGAAAAAACGCUAAAACAAAUAAAAGUUUGUGAAUUAUUAAAUGAACUUUCAUUAAAACCUGCAAAAAAAAAUACUGACCAUAAGUUUUGGAAUACACAACCUGUGCCUUCUUUUGACGAGGAAAUUAUAGAAGAAGGACCUAUUGAUGAUAGUAAGGAUCUGGAAAAAGUUAAUAAAGAGCCAUAUACGCUUUUAAAGGAAUUUGAGUGGACUACUAUGGAUAUUGAUAAUGAAAAAGAGUUAGCGGAGUUAUAUGAACUUCUUGCAAAAAAUUACGUUGAAGAUGAUGAUUCAAUGUUUCGAUUUGAUUAUUCAACGUCAUUUUUGACAUGGGCAAUGAAACCACCUGGAUUUCAUAAAAACUGGCACGUUGGAGUACGUGUUAGUGCAUCUCAAAAACUGGUUGCUUUUAUUUCGGGUAUACCUAUUUCUUUAUGUGUCAGAGAUCGUAUUAUAAGCUGCAGCGAAAUAAACUUUCUAUGUAUACAUAAGAAACUUAGAUCAAAAAGAUUAGCACCUAUUUUAAUAAAAGAAAUAACUAGGCGCUGUAACCUUUUAGGUAUUUGGCAGGCCAUAUAUACAGCAGGAAUUAUACUUCCUAGUCCUAUAUCUUCAUGCCAAUAUUAUCAUCGUAGUCUUAAUUGGCAAAAAUUAUAUAAUAUAGGAUUUUCUCCUCUGCCUAGGGAUUCUACGAUAGCACGGCAAAUUCAGAAGUUUAAACUUCCACAAGAAACAUCAACUUCUGGUUUAAGGCCUACAACAAUUGAUGAUCUUGAACAAAUCUCAAAUUUAUUAAAACGUUUUUUAGAAAAAUUUGACCUUUAUCAAGUAUUUUCUGAUGAUGAAAUAAAACAUUGGUUUAUUCCAAACAAGGACGAAAAUGAAAGGACACUCUUUUCAUAUGUUGUUGAGGAUCCUUCAACAGGAAAAAUAACAGAUUUUUUUUCAUUUUAUUCUCUUCCAUCUAGUAUUAUUUCAGAUGAAAAGUACAAAACUCUUAAUGCAGCAUAUCUAUUUUAUUAUGCAUUAGAAUGCGGUGUUAAAAAAGAUAUGAAUCAAACUGAAUUUAAAACAUAUGUCGAUAGAUUAAAUCUUUUAAUGAAAGAUUGCUUAAUUAUCGCAAAAAAUUAUAAUUUCGAUGUUUUUAAUGCACUGACACUGAUGGAUAAUCCAUUUUUCCUUGGAAAUCAGAAAUUUGGUCCAGGAGAUGGGAAACUAAAUUAUUAUUUAUUCAAUUAUCGUGCAAGAUAUAUAAAUCCCGGUGUAACUGAAACAGGAGAGCUAGAUGUUAAAAAUGCAUCUUCUAUAGGCGUUGUUAUGUUAUAGUGAAAUAUUAUGUGUGAUCUAUUAAUCAAAAUAUUAUUGUCUAAUA